AUGAGUGACUUGCCCCAUACCCGCCCGGCAAAACCGUGGGCCGGCGGACGGAUUCUCACCCCCGCACAGCGCGAAAGAAAGAGAGCUGCCAACCGAGCUUCGCACCGCAACAGACGAUACCAAGCUGCUGCCCGCACCGCCAGCCUCGAGUCCCAAAUCGAGCUUCUAAAGGCCGAGAUCGAGGUACUCAAGCGGCGAGAGGGGCCCGAGGCACAAGAUUGCCUCACGAGUCCCCGUUCCCCCCUUCAUCCUUCCUCGGGUCAGCCAGCUUCUCAGCUCCAUGAUCCGCUCACCGUUUUUGCCUCUUCUCCCAUUGAACUUCCCGACCUGGACCUACGGCCUUCAGUCAACCUGACAAAUGCCGACUCGGGCGGCAUCCGAUGGCGAAACACCCAUGGUGGCUACAACCACAACUACCACGGAACCGAGCAAACAACGCCUCCUCCAACCUCGGCGACGAGCUGUCAAGAGAUUUUCAACCUUGUCAUCUCCCAAGCACGCCGAUUGUCAGCGUUUCAGGUGUCGACAGACGACACCCUGAACCAGGACAUGUUGGUGCGGGCCCUCGUCAACGGAUGGGCUGAUGUCCUGAUGCAGUACGGCGGGACCGGCGCCCCGUGCCCUCUGUGGAGCCUCCUGCACUACCUCGACCGACGCAUCUUCUGCAAGAGCGGAUUCAUGACGCGCCUGUGCACGCUGCGCAUGACACACGCCAUGCUGCUGUGCUUCGUGGGCGCCAGCUCCUUUCGGGACCUGCCGGCGUGGUACCGGCCGCGCCCGUCGCAGCACACCAUCCGGCACGCCCUCGCCGUCGACGUGCUCCCCUGGCCCGGCGUGCGGGAGCGGGCCGUGCAUGCCCAAGGGCUGACCCGGCAGAACCAGUUCUGGACGGACCUCGUCCACCGCUUCCGCUUCCACUGGCCGUACCACCCGACCGAGGCGGUCCAGCUCGACGCGGACACGGGCCUCUUUGCCCUCUCCGGCCUGUUUCUGAACCAGGUGCACAACAUCAACAUGUGGAAGGUCGACCUGAGGUUCUUCGACUUCUUCCCGGACCUGUACGACGACAUCAUGCCCUCGCUCGACGGCAUCGAGAGGCCCCUCUCCUCCUGCAUCCUCCCGCCCUGCACCGUCGGACCGACCCUCCACGUGUCGACCUCGACCCCUGGGGUGCAGAUGGUGGGCGGUUUCGCCGCGCUCGACGGAGAUCACAUCCCCGCGCUGCCGUUACCAGAGACUUCAAGCGACGAUGUGUCGUCAGAGCCCAAGGAGAGACAACACGCUUCACUGGCCAUGUUAACGCCCUUGACGCAACAGCAACAGCAACUAUUAUCACUUCAACAUGGCGAUCUGGGUAGACGAGGCGAAACAAGCGUCAGAUGGGGGGUACUCCAUCCAUCCUGA
This is a messenger RNA of Fonsecaea pedrosoi CBS 271.37, 1404 nucleotides long. RefSeq lists its product as uncharacterized. The record is from RefSeq and is a predicted model, not a curated record. The transcript has a single exon. Bases 1 to 1404 code for a protein of 467 amino acids. NCBI's taxonomy places the organism in Eukaryota, Fungi, Ascomycota, Eurotiomycetes, Chaetothyriales, Herpotrichiellaceae.